Phalaenopsis equestris is the source of this 511-nucleotide messenger RNA. RefSeq names its product protein DETOXIFICATION 45, chloroplastic-like. The record is from RefSeq and is a predicted model, not a curated record. Gene Ontology annotation, molecular function: xenobiotic transmembrane transporter activity; antiporter activity. Gene Ontology annotation, biological process: transmembrane transport. Gene Ontology annotation, cellular component: membrane. Lineage: Eukaryota; Viridiplantae; Streptophyta; Magnoliopsida; Asparagales; Orchidaceae.
AUGCAGGAUGAGGCUGGGGACAGUGACACACCGCAGACCUUCCGCUGCGCCAAACAGGCCUUAAGGCAAGGUUCUGUGGAGUUGGCGGCAGCUGGUGUAUCGGUAUCAAUCUUUAAUAUCAUAUCAAAGCUGUUCAAUAUUCCCUUACUUAGUGUCACAACUUCAUUUGUUGCCGAAGAAAUUUCAAAAAAUUCAAAUAAAGCUUCUCAAGAAGGCUUUUUGGCAAAUAAAAAAACUACUCACAACAUUGUAGAAAAAUUGGAACUACCUUCUGUCUCAACGGCCUUGCUGCUAGCUGCUGUAAUUGGGGCAGUUGAAGCUUUAGCUUUGUUUAUGGGCACCGGGGCUUUUCUAAAUAUGAUGGGCAUAUCUCCGGUUUCACCUAUGCAUCGCCCAGCCCAGCAGUUUCUUUCUCUAAGAGCCUUAGGGGCUCCCGCAGUUGUUGUUUCCCUGGCUAUUCAAGGAAUCUUCCGUGGAUUCAAGGAUACGAAAACUCCUUUGUUUUGUGUCG